Molecule: messenger RNA, 1864 nt
Organism: Gossypium raimondii (Peruvian cotton)
Lineage: Eukaryota; Viridiplantae; Streptophyta; Magnoliopsida; Malvales; Malvaceae
Product: high mobility group B protein 1
Exons: 5
Coding region: 575-1015 (146 amino acids)
Biological process (GO): regulation of phragmoplast microtubule organization
Molecular function (GO): microtubule binding
Source: RefSeq, a predicted model, not a curated record
CAGGGCAAAAGUGACGUUUACAAUUCGGUGGUCUGGGUUGGGAAUAUCUAUUCAACGAAUGGGUGGGUGAAAAAUUUCCUCUGAUUACCCUUUCUUUCUCACAUCUGAAGCUUUCCUCUUUCUCAUUCUUCUUCCCAUUUCCUCUGAGAGCAAUACGUUAGCAAUUCGGCACUGACCCUCGCCCGGAAGUCUAAAUCCUAGCUCCUUCCCACCGGAAACAAUCGAGUUGUGGUGGCAACUGCUUCACUGGUGAGAGCCAUCCAACACUGGGUCUUUGUCUCCAUCUCCUACCUGUCUUAGAAAUAGAAAGGAGAAAAAAAAAUGGUGAAGAAAGCUUCAAAUUUGAAAAUUGAUCAUUCAUCUUCAACCUCCGUUACUUCAGCUAAGAACCCAUUAAUGGCCUCCAAUCAGUAUUUCUCUCUUACCCCUUUGCUUUAUAGUAUUUUUUGCAGAAUAAAUUAUGGCUUUCUUAGUUUGUUUUGCUUGUAAGGAAUUUUUGGGGUUAACAAUAGACACUUUUGCUUGAAAAAAAAUUGUUAGUCAAACGGCGUUAAGGGUAAAAUCAAGUGAGAAAAUGAAGAAGAAAACUGAAGAGAGUGUUGUUAGGGAGAGAAAAAAGAGACCCAAGUCGAAGUCAAGACCCAAAUCGAAGCUGAAGAAGAAAACAAAAAUCGAAGCUAAAAUGCCUAAGAAACCCCCCACUGCUUUCUUUUACUUAUUGGUGGAUUUUUGUAAGGAAUUUCAAGAGCAGAAUCCGAGCAUCAAGUCAAUGCGCGAUGUGGAGAAAUGUAUGGUAAGAUUGCAAGAGUUGCAGUUAACAGUUGCAGGAGGGUCUAAGAUUAUAUCAGGGGUGAGUUUAAGUCCAAGAAGUACUAAAGGUUAUAUGAGGACUAGUCUCAGAUGCAAGCAAGAGUCCUUGAGGAUGAAGAACUCUACUCCAAGGAAAUCACCAUUGGGAAGUUUCCAGCCACUACAGGAGGUGAAUGGAGGAGAAUGUCAUUACCAGCAAUGUUAGUAGGGGAAACAGUGGGUGAAAUACUUUAACCAAAUCAAUUUGCAAGAUAGAUCCUAGCAGUUGUUGAUAACAAAACCAAGAAUACUUCUGAUGAUCCUAAAACUCCAUUGACUGAACACAGGAAGCAAAUAUAUCAAUUUUUAAAGGUAAUUGCAUGAACCAAUUGAGUUAAAACUCAAAUUUUUCCAUUGUUUUUUUCUGGUCGUGCCAUGAUAUAUUCCCUGUUCUGCUAAAAUAUAUUGUUCCUGGUGCUUCUAGUCUCUGAUGGAAAAGGAUGAUUUGAAAUGCGGGCAGAAUGCGGUGGUGGAGAGGAAAAUCGUAUUAGUCCCGAAAAGUGAGACCAUAGUUCAUUUAAUUGUUUCGAAUGUUAAAACAUUUGACUACCAAUUAAGCAAUGGUGAUAUGAAGCCAAUAAAAAAAGGUUUGAGUGGUUUGAAAACAACUCGGAAGCAGCGAUCCAAAGGACGCAAGUAAAAAAGAGACUGUAGAGACUUGAGGGACAAAAGUGUUUGUAUAUGAGGUAAAAUUGGAUUAGAUGGAGUGUGUUAUAUAUAUGUAUAUGGGACUGAGUGAAUUUUGAUAGGUAUUAGCACUCGGGUCUCUAAAAGCCAGCAUGGUUAGUAACAUCAUCACCCAAUUUUAUAGGGACAAGAUUUUGGAUAUUAUCUCAAACAUGCCUGACUCUAUGCAUUUCCCACAUUAACUUAUGGUGUAAAUUUUAAGCACAAUCCCUAUAUUAUUGUAUAACCAUAGAUACAGCCCUUAAUCUUUACCAUUUUGGUUAAUUUAGCCUGUAACAUUUCCCUUUUAUUACUUCUUCAAUUCUAUUUAGAUUGUACCAGAAAACAA